CUUCUUUCUCCCUCCCAUGUCUUCCACCAGGACCGAAGUCGUGCGCCGCCGCCCGCCUCCACCGGCGCGCCCGCUGCGACCGACCCCGACCCGCCCUCUUGGCAGCGGACAGCGGAGUUCACCACUCUUGGCGAAGCGAAAUCCACCGUACACCGCUGCCUCCCUCUCCCUGUCUCGUCGAACCAGCCGAGCAAGCCAACGCACACCCAGCGAUCCUCGUCGUGCGUCCUCCUCCCCCACGGAGGGAAGGAUGGCUUGGUCCGAGGACAUGGCGGAAGCCGACGAGAUGGAGAGCAGGGGUGUGCAGAGCUCGGCUAGCCCGUGUCGCCGCCACAAGCGGGAGAUUGGAGACGACGACGACGACACGGAGGAGGAGGGCUAGCCCGUCCCACCGCCACAAGCGAGAGAUCGGAGAUGGCGAGGACGCGGAGGCCUCGGCGUCGUUGUCGGCGUCCGCCGCAGUCCUCCCCGCGGCCGAGGUCGAGGCGAUGCGCCCGUUCCUCAAGUUAGUGUGGGCCAACAAGGGGGCUCCAUGUUUGACGCUGGCUCAAGAGCUAGCCUUGCCGAUCACUGAGGGCCUGACCUCCUCCGGGGCUCACCGGUUUUGUGCCCGCAUGAGACCCUCCAUAGUCUAGGCGACCAAUGGCCGGGCAGCACCCACACCCAGCCUGGGUGGCGCCCAAAGAUCAAGCGGGAGAUUUAGACUAUGAAGUUGAUCAAACAUCCCAAUAUGGUCCAACUGCAUGAGGUUAUGGCGAGCAGAACGAAGAUAUACAUGGUCCUUGAAUUUGUUGAUGGAGGUGAGCUAUUCGAUAAGAUCGUCAAUUCUGGAAGGCUAGGAGAGGAUGAAUCUAGGAUAUAUUUUCAUCAACUUAUAAAUGCAAUUGAUUAUUGCCAUAGCCGAGGAGUGUACCAUAGAGACCUGAAGCCACAGAAUUUGCUUCUGGAUUCAAAUGGAGCUCUUAAAGUUUCAAACUUCGGCCUAAGUGCAUUUGCACCACAAACAAAUGUAUGAUCUCUAGUCAGUAACUAGAAACAAAUGUACUAUCUAGGCACUCUGUGUCACGCAUGUGACCCGGUCCCGGAUUCAUGACCCAUAGUCAUACGAGUGUACCCUCUUUCUAACCAUCCAAGCACUCCAUGUCAUGUAUGUUGUACCCAGAAUGCACGAUCCAUAGUCAUAUGAGUUAGAACAACCCACAUAGUACUGGAUGAUGAGAUGUGUCUUAUUAUGACUAUGGAUGAGACUUUUGUGAUGUAA
Zea mays is the source of this 1261-nucleotide messenger RNA. RefSeq names its product CBL-interacting protein kinase 9. Gene Ontology annotation, molecular function: ATP binding; protein serine/threonine kinase activity. Gene Ontology annotation, biological process: signal transduction; protein phosphorylation. The transcript is spliced from 6 exons. The record is from RefSeq and is a predicted model, not a curated record. Bases 707 to 1015 code for a protein of 102 amino acids. NCBI's taxonomy places the organism in Eukaryota, Viridiplantae, Streptophyta, Magnoliopsida, Poales, Poaceae.